AUGGAGCGCGCUGCUUCUGGCCAGACGAGUCUCUUCCCAAGAGGACCGAACUUUACUCUCGAAGACUUUUCAAACAAGGACUUUAUAGUGCGUGACUUUGUCGAUAGUCUCGCCGAGAGCGCCGUACCCUCGAACCGCCGAUCUGGCAAUGCGCAAGCGCCCUUCGAUCCCAAACCCCUGAUUCGAACAUUUGAGAAUGCCCUUGACCAGCUCGGUUCCCUGGGAGCAGAGCUCCAGGAGAAGGAAUCCGAGCUCAUGUCGCAUGUGCGCCGCGCAGAGGUAGCUCACGAUUCAACUCUCGAAACACUGGGAGAGAAACUCGACGAAUCUAUGCGGGCGUUCGAACAGCUAGACCUCUCUCUCAACCAGGAACAUUCAUACAAAAAUGGAAUCGGCCUCAAUUCCCGCGCACACGGCAACGUGGCGCUGCAGAUCGGAGAGAAGCUCGAGGACUUGGACAAGAAGCGAAGGCGAGCCAAUGAUGCCAUAUUCCUCAUCCAGUGCUGGACAGAGGUCAGCGAAACGGGUAAGCUGUCAAUGUUACAAGACGUCCAGCGACAGGCCGGUUCUGAACACAAGGUGCGAUGCGCCAUGAUCGUUCGCCAACUCAUGCGCAUAAGUCAGCGGCUGGACCCGACAUCAUGGGGGCAGACAAACGGCCAGAGAAAUGGCGGGAUCACAAAUGGUAUUGUGGGCAACGUGAGAUUACACAACACAAGAGAGGUCUUGGAAAAGUUCUGCGAAACGCUCGAACAGGAUCUUUUACAGCAAUUUGAAAACAGCAACAAGAAGGGCAAUUACGGCGACAUGAUGGAAUGUGCAAAGGUUCUCUAUGACUUCAAUGGGGGCGCCAGUGUGAUUGCGACCUUUGUCAACCAGCAUGCAUUCUUCUUGGACCGGGAUCAGCUCCUUGCCGAUGAGGUUCAAGUGGACAGCGACACUUGGGAGCAGCUGGCAGAUCCCGACUCAGAACCACCGACAGUAGAGCCAAGCUUGCAAAACCUGCUUGACGAGAUCAAGAUUGUCAUGCAGGACGAGUCCAACCAGAUCAAGCUCAUUUUCCCAUACUACGAAACAGUGCUCAUCAAGUUCAUUCAACGAAUAUUUCAGCAGUCAAUCCAACAGAGGCUCGAAAUGGUAUUGGAUGAAACUCUCAAAAUCUCUUCACUGGCUUUCCUCAGAGCUCUGCACUCGUCAAGGACGUAUCUCGGAACGCUAGUCGAAGACUUAAAGUCCCAUGGGUUGACAGAAAACCCCGAGCCUUGCUCAGCUUCUAUAGCCCAUACCCUCGACCAGCAAAUGGAAGAGCUUUUCGUGCCAUACAUGAUCGGCAACUCAUACAUUGACCGAGAAAGAAAGAGUUUAGAAGAAAUGUACAGCUCUUUGCUGUUCAAGUACAGCAUAUACCAUUCGAGGAAGAAGAAGGCGCCUACUGGAUUUAUGGCAUCACUUGCUCAACAGGGCACGCAGCUAAUUGCGUCCGCAAAGGACGCUUACAUCGAGCGUCUUGACUCAUCAGAACUCACGCCUACACAGAAGCGCAUGAUGUUGCGCGUUGCCGGAGUUCAGGAUAAGGACAAGGACAACAAGAACGAAAUCGAGGUUUCAGAAGAGGACGGUGCUUUGAGCGUAGCAAAUGCCAAGCGCAUGCUCAAGUGGUUGGCUGAGAGCGUUCAGCGUACACUUGAGCUCGGCUCCCAGACUGAUACUCCCAAGGAUGUGAAUACACUACUCAACCUGCUCCUGACGAGCCUAGGUCAGGUUUAUAUCGAGACAACUCUCGACGCUGCCAUCGAUCAAAUUUCCGUGCAAGAAAACACAAAAACCGAGCCUGAUCUAUCAUACUUGCCAACGAUUCAUCCAGCUGUCACGAUUACAAGUCUCAUGGAUCGAUUCAUCACGGUCGUCCUUAUACGCCUUGCAGAAUCAAACACAACAGUCAGGCGGAGCAUGGAGGCGCAGAAAAGGGUAGCCAUUAGUAACAUUGAAAAGAAGACAAACAACGUCAUGAAGGGCACCAUUGACGUUGUGUCCAACUGGGUGACCAAGUCACUUGCUGGCCAGAAGAAGCAAGAUUUCCGACCAAAAGAGGUCGAUCUCGACUCACUUCAAACACAGACGUGCCUGAGUAUCUGCACAUUCCUGGCCCGUGUCCACCGUCUCGCUCGCCAAGCCAUCGAUGGACAGAACUCUGAGAAGUUCUUUACCGAGCUAGCACUGGUGCUUCUCAAGCUUCUCUUCGAGCACUUCAAGAAGUUCCAGGUCAACGCAACCGGCGGUCUCAUGGUGACGCAGGAUAUCGCGAAAUAUGUUUCCACCAUGCGCGAGUGGCCUUUAACCAAAGAGGUUGGCUCUGCCGUCGAAAUGCUCACAGAGAUUGGUUCGCUGUUUAUUGUCGGGCCUGAGGCGCUCCGAGAAAAGACAAGAACGCUGGCGGCCACAGGUAUGAGGGGCAAGUUGUCCAGGGCGGAUUUCAGAGCAUUCGUACAGAGACGUGAUGACUCUGGAACGGCAGGCAUUCAAAGCGUAUUGAGUGGUCUUUGA
This is a messenger RNA of Fusarium pseudograminearum CS3096, 2544 nucleotides long. RefSeq lists its product as uncharacterized. The coding region runs from base 1 to 2544 and encodes 847 amino acids. The record is from RefSeq and is a predicted model, not a curated record. Lineage: Eukaryota; Fungi; Ascomycota; Sordariomycetes; Hypocreales; Nectriaceae. Gene Ontology annotation, cellular component: cytoplasm; exocyst. The transcript has 2 exons. Gene Ontology annotation, biological process: exocytosis; Golgi to plasma membrane transport.